Molecule: messenger RNA, 306 nt
Organism: Dibothriocephalus latus
Lineage: Eukaryota; Metazoa; Platyhelminthes; Cestoda; Diphyllobothriidea; Diphyllobothriidae
Source: the annotation of a GenBank genome assembly
AUGGGCACCCUCGUAUCUUUUUCCGCGGCAGCCUUCACUUCAGUUCCUUUGUUUGCACCGGAUCGCAGCUAUCUCGGUGCAAAUGCUGUAUCCUCUGCCUCUCCCGGCUCUUCUCCGGUCCCCUUUCGUGCGGUUUUACUAGUUCUGACCAGUGAAGAGGGUGAGGCUGGUUCGUCAGGUAGACGCUUCCCUCUUCUCCUGGCCGUUUUGAUGAUCCUAGGAUCUGGGCUUUACCGGGACAUCGCGCUUGGACCGAUUGGCUGGUGCCUGGUAUCUAGUUCCGUCAAUGCGGAUUCUAGCUGCUGA